Pelobates fuscus (common spadefoot toad) is the source of this 5664-nucleotide messenger RNA. It is a transcript of the gene SEC24C, whose product is annotated as SEC24 homolog C, COPII coat complex component. Lineage: Eukaryota; Metazoa; Chordata; Amphibia; Anura; Pelobatidae. Gene Ontology annotation, molecular function: zinc ion binding; SNARE binding. The record is from RefSeq and is a predicted model, not a curated record. Gene Ontology annotation, cellular component: endoplasmic reticulum exit site; COPII vesicle coat. The transcript has 25 exons. The coding region runs from base 134 to 3667 and encodes 1177 amino acids. Gene Ontology annotation, biological process: intracellular protein transport; endoplasmic reticulum to Golgi vesicle-mediated transport; COPII-coated vesicle cargo loading.
CUGAGGGGCUACGUCAUUUCCGCUAGGAACUAGAGCCGACGCUUUUCGGGAAGCGAACAGGAAAGUGAAGGCAGGGAGUGAAAGCGCAGACCGGAACGGGAGGUGGAUAGGCCAGUCUGGGGAUGUACACAAGAUGAACGUAAACCAGCAACCUCACCAAGCAGCUACUCCUUACAUGCAUCCUCAACCUGGAGGAUACCAACAGCCUGUCUACGGGGGUCAAACAAUGCCUGGAGGACAUCAAUAUCCAGGGUACAAUGGGCCAGUGCAGGGGUAUCCACAACAGGCCCCUCCACAAGGUUUCCAUCCUAAUUCAGGGUUCCCUCUAAAAGGGUCUCCUGAUAUUUUCAACUCUGGCACUUCUCCUUCUGUUUCUUCUGAUUAUAUAGGUCCCAUAAGAUCUCCACCAACGUCGGGGACAUCAACGGCAGCAGGAACUCCUCUUCAUCCAGAACAGAUUCUGUACAAUCAAUUCGGGCAGGGUGAUGUGCAGAAUGGGCCUGCACCUGCAUCAUCUGUCAAUCAGAUGCAAAGACCCCCAAUGUCCCAGCCCUACAUGCAACCAGGAUCCUUUCCACAGGCAGCUACUUUCCAGCAAUAUACUCCAUCCUCGACUACUGCACAGCAACUCACCAACCAAAUGAUGGGAAUGCACAUAAGCAGUGCACAAACAGCAGCCCCCCCAACAGGAGUUGGUUAUGGAGCUCAAAGCCCUCUUCCACCGUCCUCAGGAAGUUAUCCUGCCACAGCGUCAAGUGUUUACACACCUUACUCAAACAACCAAGGUUCUCCUCCAAUGAACCUUUCACAAGGAAUGCCCCCGACGAGCCUUCCACAAGUUCAACCACCACCAGCGCAACAUUUUGCUGGCCCUCCACCACCACAGCGCCUUCCAUCACCACAGACACAAGGCUUUGCCCCUCCCCAAUCUUCUUCUGGUCCAACUUUAAGUUAUCCUACUCAUGUUUCUGGAAGCUCUCAAAUGUCGAUGCAAGGUCCCCCAUUGCCAGGACAGCAUAUGUCAGGCCCUCCAUUAGCUCCACCGAAUCAAGCCCCAUCUCAUUCACAGACAACUAUGCCUGGAGCUCCUCAAGGUCCACCUCCUAUGCCUCCUGGUCAAGGAGGAUUUCCUCUCCAGCAGAAUGGCUCUUUCGGACAAGUUCGGGGACCACAGCCAGGUUUUCCUGGAAAUUAUCCACGUGCCCCUAACUAUGGAAGUCAGCCUGGCCCUCCACAGGCCCCUCAAGGCCCACCACCCCCUGCUCAGAAGAGGUUGGACCCAGAUUCCAUUCCUAGUCCUCAACUUAAUGAACUGCAACCCCAGCAGAAAUCAAGACACAGAAUAGACCCAGAUGCAAUUCCUAGUCCAAUUCAAGUCAUAGAAGAUGAUCGGGCUAACAGAAGUUCUGAGCCUUUUGUCACUGGCCUCAAGGGGCAAGUUCCACCACUCGUAACCACUAACUUUGUAGUCCGAGAUCAAGGCAAUGCAAGUCCACGCUACAUACGAUGCACAUCCUACAAUUUCCCUGCCAGUUCGGACAUGGCAAAGCAGUCUCAGGUUCCGCUGGCUGCCGUUAUUAAACCUUUGGCAACAUUACCAUCUGAAGAGGCUCCCCCCUGUGUGGUCGAUCACGGAGAGACAGGGCCUGUUCGUUGCAACAGAUGCAAGGCCUAUAUGUGCCCUUUUAUGCAGUUCAUUGAGGGAGGCCGAAGAUUCCAGUGCUGCUUCUGCAGUUGUGUCACAGAUGUUCCUCCACAUUACUUCCAGCACUUGGAUCACACAGGGAAGAGAGUGGACUCCUAUGACAGGCCAGAGCUGUCUAUGGGGUCGUAUGAAUUUGUAGCAACAGUUGACUACUGUAAGAAUAACAAGUUUCCAAACCCUCCGGCCUUCAUCUUCAUGAUUGAUGUGUCUUACAAUGCUGUGAAGAGUGGGUUGGUUGCCCUGGUCUGUGAGGAGCUCAAGCAACUUAUCGACUACCUUCCCAGGGAAGGAAACAUGGAAGAGUCUGUGGUCCGGGUGGGAUUCGUGACUUAUAAUAAAGUACUCCACUUCUAUAAUGUGAAGAGCUCCCUGGCCCAGCCACAGAUGAUGGUUGUGUCCGAUGUGGCAGACAUGUUUGUUCCCCUUCUGGAUGGAUUUCUUGUGAAUGUGAAUGAGUCUAGAACGGUUAUCUUAAGUUUGCUCGACCAGAUUCCUGAACUGUUUGCUGAUACGAGAGAAACAGAGACUGUGUUUGCCCCCGUUGUACAAGCCGGUUUGGAAGCAUUAAAGGCAGCAGAUUGUGCAGGAAAGCUCUUUGUUUUUCACACCACUCUUCCCAUUGCUGAAGCUCCAGGAAAACUUAAGAAUAGGGAUGACAAAAAGCUAGUUAAUACAGACAAGGAAAAGACAUUAUUCCAGCCUCAGACAAAUUUCUACAAUUCUUUGGCUCAGGAGUGCGUGGCCCAAGGGUGCUGUGUGGACUUGUUCUUGUUUCCCAAUCAGUUUCUAGAUGUGGCCACACUUGGUGUGGUGCCUUACCAGACUGGAGGCUCAGUCUACAAAUAUGCAUUUUUCCAGCCUGAAACUGAUAAGGAGCGAUUCUUAAACGACCUGCGCAGGGAUGUGCAAAAAGAAAUUGGCUUUGAUGCAGUCAUGAGAGUUAGAACCAGCACUGGCAUUCGUGCAACAGACUUCUUCGGUGCUUUCUACAUGAGCAACACCACAGAUGUAGAGCUUGCUGGAUUGGAUUGUGACAAAACUGUAACUGUGGAGUUUAAACAUGAUGAUAAACUAAAUGAAGACACGGGGGCACUUCUACAGUGUGCUGUGUUGUAUACCAGCUGUGGAGGUGAGCGUAGACUCAGAAUUCACAACAUGGCCUUGAGUUGCUGUGCACAGCUGGCAGAUCUCUACAGAAACUGCGAGACUGACACACUUAUCAACUACUUUGCCAAAUUUGCUUAUCGUGGAGUACUGAGUUCUCCAACAAAGACUGUCCGUGACACACUGAUCAAUCAGUGUGCACAAAUAUUAGCCUGCUAUAGGAAGAACUGUGCAAGCCCUUCAUCUGCUGGCCAGCUCAUACUCCCAGAAUGCAUGAAGCUACUUCCUGUUUAUUUGAACUGUGUGCUUAAAAGUGAUGUACUGCAGCCUGGGCCUGAGGUGUCUGUUGAUGAUCGAGCUUACAUCCGGCAGCUUAUCUUAUCUAUGGAUGUUGCGGAUUCAAAUGUCUUCUUCUAUCCUAGGCUAUUGCCAUUGUCCAAAUUGGACCCAGACAGUGACUCCUUGUCCGUAGCUAUCCGUUCAUCAGAAGAACGUCUUUCCAAAGGCGAAGUGUACUUGCUGGAGAAUGGAUUGAACCUGUUUGUAUGGGUUGGGGCAAACGUGCAGCAGCCCCUGAUCCAGAACCUCUUUGGUGUGUCCUCUUUCAGCCAGAUCGACUGUAACCUGAAUACUCUACCAAAUCUCGAUAAUCCAAUUUCUAGAAAAAUGCAUGCAAUUAUCACAACAUUCAGAGCACAAAGGCCACGAUACAUGAAGCUGCUGAUUGUUAAACAAGAUGACAAGUUGGAGAUGCUCUUCAAGCGCCUGCUGGUGGAAGACAAGAACCUCAAUGGAGGAGCUUCAUAUGUAGACUUCCUCUGUCACAUGCACAAGGAAAUCCGGCAACUUUUGAGUUAGAGAUAAAGAGUUGGUGGUGCACUUCCUCAGUGACAUUUGAGAAGUUUUACUUAACCACCUUGGUCUUUUUAACUCUGCUACUGCAACCAGGACUCCCACAAAUAAAUGCAAUUUUUCUUCUUUCUUUCUUAGAAAUAAAUCCCCACAGAGAGAAUUCCCCUAAAAUAUUUUAGGAAGACAAAUCCAAUCAAUGGGUUAAAUCUCUCCUUUAUCGAGCUGUGAAGAGGCUCGUAGAAGAAUUCUGGUUGCUAGUUUUGUUGAAAUGAAUGUAGUAGAUUCUCUGCUCGGAAGAAAUCGUUGACAUACACUGGUUGAUGCCUACGUGCGAUGGUCCAUUAUUGAAAGAAUGAGUGAUGCUUGUUGGAAAAGAAAUUAACUUGCUUGGACAUUAUAUACAAAGAUCAAAUAUUUCCAAUAACCUAUGAUGAAUUCCUUUUAAAUCAAUUAAGAUUUUGAAGCCGUUACUGGGUGUAUUGAGUGUUUUGUUCCUUCCACUUUUUUUUUUUUUUUUUAACCUUGUCAUAAGGUUUUAAGCCUACCUAUUUAAGGAAUCAUCAUACCAUCACCUACAUAAUGGAGGGGAAAAUCUCCAGGGGGUUUCCUAUAUUAGAACUGAAGAUUAUGUUCUGAUCGAAACGUACUUAACCCUUAUUUGUUCCCACUCUAAAGAUGGCUUUUGGCAAUAUUUUAUUUUUCUAUACAAAAUUAAAUCAUCCUGCUUUAAUGUUCUGGAUUUUAAAUCAUUUAUUUGUAAGACCUGUUUACUAAUGGAGCCUUUCACUUUAACAUCUGAGCUUUCAUUCAGGCACUCUCUGACUUGUCAUGACUUCUGCUGUAAAUAAUUUAACUUGCAUUUAUCAGCAAUCUGGAGUUUAGCACUAUAUACACUAUGUAGUAAAUAGAUUCUGAUGCACAAAUAAUUUAGUUAAUUUAUUAUCACAUUUAAAUACAGGCAUCAGAAGAGAAGGUGGAAUGCAGAAAGUCAUAAAACAUUCUGAAAGGAGUUUUUAUUCUUAUAUAGAUCAAGGUUUUUACUCAUCCAACAGCAAGGACUUUAAGGUGAGGGACAAUAUUAUGCUCAAACACAGAACAGGUCAAAACCACUAAAGUGACAUACCUAAAAAUAAGAUGCUUUACGUAGAUUUAAUUGUCUUUGGGUGUUUUGUUUCUUUCUAUCACUAUGUAGCUAUGGAAGGAUUGGGACCAGCAGGCAAUUCAUGAAAAAGCUGAACUUUUAUUUAACACAAGAUAUUUUGCAAUAUGCACAGGAAAGAAUUUAGACAUGCCAUCAUCUAACUUAAACGGGAAGAGAUUUCGAGUGAGAGCGACCUUGUGUACAUUCUGAAUACUGCAGUGGAUCGACCAAGCUUAAAGCUCAUUUAGUCAUAAUUACUGUGUGUUUUCCUUAAGGUACCAUUAUUGUACUCUUACAGGCUUCUAUACCAAAGUAAGAGUUCAAAGCAAUUUUCAAAUGUAACGUAAAAGUAGCGAACUGGAGAAAUUCUCUGUCGGCUAUACUUUCAGUUCAGCUACUCUGGCCUUAAAUUUAUAAAUCACUUUGAAUUCUCACUUUAGUAAAUACUACUGUUAGAUAUGUUUUUCUUAUGCCUCUGCCCUUCUAAUGUCACUUUGUCGAGAAAGAGAAGGACAAUGAGCUCUGAGACGACUGCUGACUCAGAUGGGAGAACCUUCUUCAGGAAUCUGCUUAUUCGUUUAUGCACCAUGGGAAAUAACUUGUAGUUUACUGUCAGUAUUUUUAUUUCUUUUUCAUCCCGUUAAUAGUCAAUAAAAAUUCAUAGAUGCCUCUGGAUAAUCAGACCUUGGCAGCCGAUGUAUACUAAUGUUUAGUAUUAACUGUCAUGUUGAUUUUAAAGAGGGGAAAUUAUAAAUUAUAUACAUAUAUAUAUUCCAGUCUUUUCUUCAUUUGUGUGUUUUGCCAAUGCAACUUUUAAUUUGUAAAGAAAUAAAUUAAAUAAAUUCAUAUGUAUUUAAGUGAA